Fraxinus pennsylvanica is the source of this 1569-nucleotide messenger RNA. The record is from the annotation of a GenBank genome assembly. NCBI's taxonomy places the organism in Eukaryota, Viridiplantae, Streptophyta, Magnoliopsida, Lamiales, Oleaceae.
AUGGGAAAGAAAUCGCGGUGCAAAGGAUGCUGGGGGUGGUGUCUGUUGUUGAUUGUGUUAGCAACAAUUGCAUUUGGAGUUUUCAUUGCUCUAAAAUUGAAAAAUCAAAAGUCUGAUUCAGAUGUUCCGGGGCCACCCGGUUCCAAUGCGAAGAAAUAUGCUGAUGCUCUUAAAAUUGCAAUGCAGUUUUUUGAUGUACAAAAAUCUGGAAAAUUGGUGGACAAUAAAAUAUCUUGGAGAGGGGAUUCGGCAUUGAAAGAUGGAAGUCAAGCAAAACUGGAUCUUUCGAAAGGUAUGUACGAUGCAGGAGAUCAUAUGAAGUUUGGAUUCCCGUUGGCUUACACUGCAACCGUGUUGUCAUGGAGCAUCCUCGAGUUUGGGGAUCAAAUGAAGGCAGUGAAUCAAUUGGAAAUGGCUCAGGACUCUCUCAAGUGGAUAACUGAUUAUCUCAUAAAUGCUCAUCCUUCUGAAAAUGUUCUUUACAUUCAGGUGGGCAGUCCUAAAGCAGACCAUAGUUGUUGGGACAGACCUGAGGACAUGACCGGGCCAAGGCCUCUCACACGGGUGAACACUUCUACCCCAGGAACUGAGGUUGCUGCCGAAACUGCAGCAGCUAUGGCAUCAGCAUCCCUCGUGUUUAAGUCUAUUGACUCUGCAUAUUCGAGUUUGCUUCUGAAGCAUGCUACACAAUUGUUUACUUUUGCUGACAAGCAUAGAAAAUCCUAUAGCAUCAGCAUUCCUGAAGUGAAAACGUAUUACAAUUCAACGGGCUACGGAGAUGAGCUCUUGUGGGCAGCCAGUUGGCUAUACCAUGCAACAGGAGAGCAAUCAUAUAUCGAUUAUGUCACAGGGGAAAAUGGUGAAGAGUUCGCUAAUUGGGGAAGUCCAACAUGGUUUAGCUGGGAUAACAAAUUGGCUGGAACUCAGGUCCUGCUGUCUAGGGUUAGCAUUUUUGGGCCGAAAGACGUAUCAAACUUCGAUAUCCUCCAGAAGUAUAAAAAAUCGGCAGAGGCUGUCAUGUGUGGCCUCCUACCGGAAUCUUCAACAGCCACAUCCAGCAGAACAGAUAAUGGUUUGAUAUGGGUGAGUGAAUGGAAUGCUUUGCAGCAGCCCGUGGCGUCUUCAUUUUUAGCUGUCCUUUACAGUGCCUACAUGCUCACAUCUCGGACUACAAAGCUAUCCUGCGAUGGAGAUACCUUUACUCCCUCAGAUCUCCGGAAAUUUGCCAUAUCACAAGCCGAUUAUGUCUUGGGCAACAACCCUAUGAAAAUGAGUUAUCUCGUGGGCUAUGGAGAUAAGUACCCAGAAUUCGUGCAUCACAGAGGAGCCUCAAUUCCAGCUGAUGCAACAACUGGUUGCAAAGAUGGUUUCAAGUGGCUCGAGUCAGAUGAACCAAAUCCAAAUGUUGCUACUGGAGCUCUCGUUGGUGGACCAUUUCUUAACGACACAUAUCUCGAUUCAAGGAACAACUCAAUGCAGGGGGAACCUAGUACAUACAACACUGCACUUAUUGUUGGUCUUCUUUCUGGUUUGGUUACCACUUCAUCAGUGGUUAAGUCUUUCACCUAA